GGGGCGGGCGGGGGCCGGGCCGGGGGACUCGGGUUGGUGCCCGGGCCGCUCUCGGCGCACCAUGGGCCCCUGACGCCUCCGUGGGUGCGCACCGAGAACACGGCCGCGUCCCCGGGCCGCGUCCCCGCGCUGUCACCGGGCGUUCGGGGAGCGGAGCCGGCUCCCGAAGCGUCCCCGCCGCCGCCGCUCCGGGAGCGUGGGGCUGGCAGCGGCAGCGCUGGGCUGGGGGCAGCCGCGGGGCCGGGGCCGUUGACGGGUCCGUGCGAGCCCGCGGCUGUCCGCGCUCGCAGCCCGGCCCUGCGGCCUUCCCUGCCGGCCCGGCGGGGUUUGUCCGCCUUGAGCUGCCCACGAGGUGCCCCCAAACCACAGCGAGAAGCCUGGGAAGGAAUUUAAUCCUCUUUUCCAGAACCCAGGUUGCCGCCUUUGAUCCGAGCUCCCUCGUGCCGGGGCUGGCGGCUGCGGGGGCUCCUGGGGGCUGCGGGGCUGUGCUGGAGCCCUCGCUCUGCAGCCCCGCGCUCUGCAGCCCCGCACUCUGCUCCUGGGCAGGGCCGAAGCCCUGCUCCUCUUUCCCUCGCGAGCCCAGCAGCCUGUCUGCAGCCGGGAAUUACAGGGCUGCUUGCCGAAACGCAGACACUGCAACGUGUUCAACUCCAACCUCAUUUCCAGCCUUUUCUCCGUAUUUUAGAUACCUUCUACCAGCUUCAAAUCCCAUCCAACCUGGCCUUUGGACAGUCCUUUCUCACUGCCAUAAAUCUCUCCAGGCUGUGCAGGAGGCAGCAUGGAAUUCUGACUUGUAGACUGAGUGCCCCACCUAAAAAAGGUACUUUUUUUGUCUUUUGAAUAAACCCACAUGAAAUGACCACAGCCUUUUGCAGAGGGUUUUCAUGCACAGAGAUCUCUCCAGAGUCCCUUGUGUGCUCAGUGGCUGGCAGUGAGGGAUGUCACUGUGCUUCUGAGGCCAGAGGGGAGCCCUGUGGGUGAGGUGGGGGUGUCUGUGGUUUGGGAGCUUCAAGCACCCUGCUGACAGCUGCCCUUGGACUUGGCACAAGGGAUCUGCAGCAGUUGCUGAGAGGAGUGGCUUGGAUGCAGUGGAGCCUGUGAGGCCAGGGAUGAUAAAUGGCUGGUGUUUCUUCAGCACAGUUGUUAUUACUGGCCUGACCUGUAAUCAGUUCCACGCAGCUUUAAUGCUGUUCUUCAUCUUAAAAUUUCGAUCUUCCCAUUGCUCUAAGGGAAAUAAUUCUGGGUUUUGUUUUGCUCUUCUCUGAACAGUUUCUGUAUUUGAGCUCCUGUCUGUAGUGAAAACUGCCCUGGAUAAGAGUUUUCUCCUACAAAUGACAGAUGUAUCACAUUGCAAGGUAGUUUUGCUCUGGAGGAGUUUCUGAUUCCGUUGCUGUGAAUGCUCUGUGGCACACUCUGUGUCUGCACUGGAGAGUUAAAUGUCAUUUCAGAAGAACCUGAGGACAGCUCCAGCAGGAGAAUCCCAGAAUGGUUUGAUUUGGAAGGGACCUUAAAGCUCAUUUCAUUCCACCCAGUGCCAUGGGCAGGGACACCCUCUGCUAUCCAGGCUGCUCCAAGCCCUGUCCAGCCCAGCCUUGUACACUUCCAGGGAUGGGGCAGCCAUGGAUUCUCUGGGAAACCUGUGCCAUGGCCACACCAGUCUGGUUGGUGGGGUUUGGAUUACAGGCUGUGUCCUCAGAAAGGCCUUAGGGACAUGCCAGGAGCAGAGGUGCCCUGUCAGACAGGGAUGGUCUCCUCGGGUCAGUGUCCCCAGCCAGCCCUUGGCUGUGACCUGGUGUCAGGGAGGAGCUGUGAGCAGCAGAUGACCCAGCAAAAUGAUAAGCUUGAGUGCAGCAUGCAGCCUGAGUGUCUUUGGGGGAGCAGAACUCAUUUUGGGAAAUCUUGGGAAAUGUUAUUUUUUCUUGUCCUGAUGCAAGUGGGACUGCAGAAAGAGGAACAAAUGACCCAAGACUGAAUGUCACAGCAGGUGACUGCCCAGUGAGCUUGCUGCAGUGUCACAGUGUGCAUGGGAUCAAAACCCAACAGUCUGCUCGUGGAAAAUAGCUGUGAUGGGAAUGUUGCAUCUUAUUCAGAGCAAAACCUGGCUGUUUUUGUCUUUAUUGAUUGCAGCUUGGGGCUUCAACAAUUUCUGGCUGACAGGAAGGAAACCUCUGAGGUACUUGAACUAACCAACCAAACAGAACCAAACCAGCCACAUGCUGUGUUUGAGGUCCUAAAAUGUCCAGUCAGAACCUGAUUUCAUCAUUCUGUGGAAGAUAAAAAUGUGUUGAACAUCAAAUCUAACUUACAGUAUAUUGCUAAAAAUUUUCUGGGAAGAGCUGGUGCCUGGUGACGUUCCAGAUGCUGUGGUUUGGUGCUUUAUGAGUGGAAAAUGAGUUAAACCUUUCCAGUGCACGGAUCCUUAAAUGGUUUCUGUCACCAGUCUUCAUCCACCUGACUGUCUGUGGCUCUCUGUGCUUGUCAGCAGUUCUGUCUGACUGCUGCUGAUGGUUUGUCCCUUGGGUUUAGCUGUGCAAGAGUUGCUGCUUUGAGGCAGAUCAGAUCUGUAAAUCUGCACUGUGGCUUCAGGAAACAGGAGAGUGAAGGUGAAGGAGGAGAAGGGUGUCUGAAUACCAAUGAAUGAGCUGUGAUGGAUAACAAGGACUCAGAAGCUGAGAUCCACCCUCUGAAGACUGAGGAUGUAAAAGCUCAGGAGAACCAUGAAAACUACGUGGAGAGGAGGAUUAUCAAGUCCUCGGGGCUGUCCCGGCUGUCCCGGUGGCGCACUGCUGCCUUCUUCAUCUCCCUGUUCCUCUGCCUGAUCAUUGUGUUUGCUUUCUCCUUUAUCAUUCCCUGCCCAGAGAGGCCAGUUUCAGAAAGAACAUGGUUCCAAUACUACAACAACGCAGAGCCCUACCCGUUCCUUGCUAUAGAAGACAUGAAUGAAGACAAAGUACAAGAUGUGCUCUUUGCUUUCAAAUCCAGCAAUGGCAGCAGCAGAUUCAACAUGUCCUGUCUGGAUGAAGGGCUGCCGUCUCCCUGUGCCUUCCUGGCUGCGGUGUCUGGCACGAAUGGCAGCGUGCUCUGGGAGAGCCCUGCUGCAGAGGACAUGCAGUGGCUGCAGUGUGGCAUCCAGCAGCUGGGCACGGCCGCAGCCCCGGGCUGCCUCGUGGUGGAGAAGCCACUGUCCCUUACAGCCGUCAACCUGAGCACAGGGGAAGUUCUGUGGAGGCAAUCCCGUGACUUUGGAGCUAAUUAUACUGUGCUGACUCCUUUAUCAGUGAUUCCAGAUGUGGAUGAUGAUGGAGUUCAGGACCUGAUAAUCUUUAUUACUAAAACAGGCCAGGUGAAGGUCUUCAUCUGUUCAGGAAAAACUGGCCAGCAGAUUGGCUCCACGGGCAGCCUGAGGGUGGAUGGCAUCGCUCGCUACGUCAGGCUGCAGCUGCACUCCUCCUCCUACUUCCUUUUCUACACAGAGAACUCUCUCUAUGCAUAUUCCCUGGAAGAUCUGUGCAGUACAGUAGUUGGGGAGGAAGUUAAGCUUCCCAACUUCCAGCCGGAUUCUCACUGGGAGAAGCACAUUGACCGUGCCACGCACCUCUUAUCCCUUCUCAGAUUUGAAGACAUUCACUACCUGGCAACAGUUCCUGGGCACUCACGGGACAACAUCUUGGUCGUGGACUCAGAGGUGGCUACACUGAUCAACACAAAAGAUCUCCACGCUGUGUGGACCCUCAAUGUGUCCCGUGUUUUGAGUGAGCCGCUGCUCGGUUACUACAAACCUGAUGCCCAUGGUAUUGUCCUGGAGAGUGAGAUUGGACCCAAUAGGAAGAAGGUUAUGAUUGUUGAGAGUGAAUCUGGAGCAGUCCAGUGGGAGCUGAAGCUGAACUCGGGACCAGGGAGCCCUGGCCCAGCCACACUUCCCACUGCGGAUCACCGCUCUGCCUUCCUCGUGUGGGGAGACUACCAGGAGCCAGGCAAUGAGACGAGACCCCGAACUCCUCUCCAGAAGCUGUACCUUUUCCACCCUUCCUACACUAAUGUCCUGUUGGAGCUCCGCAACAGCACCGACCAAAUCAUUGCGUUCAGUGCGGCGCUGUUCGAGCGGAGCCGUCACGCCUGCUAUCUGCUGCUGCGGGGCCCCCAGCCCGGCGAGGGGCCAGGCCCCCUGUCCCUGAUGAAGAGGAAGCUGAAGGAGGAUGUGGCACUGAGCAGGGUGAUCUGGCUGCGCCGCACGCCCGGGGACGAGGAGCAGCACAUCCGGGACCGCCUCUACAGGAUGCGAUUCCAGAGCCGAGAUUGAGCUUAACGGGGAAUGGGGAGAGGCUGCCCCUGCUCUGCAGCCGUGCUCUCAACAAGCCCAGAGCCUGCAUUCCCAUGGGAAGCUGCCUUUCUUGAUCCACAAACCAAAGUGUGGCUGGCAGGGAAGCACCCCCAGUGUCUAGGGACACCCAGGCUGUGGGGGCAGCUGCCAGAGUGUCCGUCCUUAGAGCUUAUGGGACUUCAGUGCUUGGCCACCACUGAGGUGUCAUCAGCUCAGGGAGGAGGGCUUUCCCCUCCAUCCCUCUGUGCCCACAGAACUGUGCUGACUCAGGAGUGUGUCUGGAGGAAAACAUGUGCUUGCUGAGGUGCCAGAAUUGAUGAUUUCUGGGAUGGCUGAGAAGUGGAGUUGGAUGUCUGGGAAGUGGAGUUUGCUGUGUGAUGUUAGAUUUCCUUUCUGAGUCAGCUCUCCUGGCUGGGGAGAGGUGCUUGGCUGCAAGUUGAUUUGCAAUUACCCUUUCCUGGAUUUGGGCCAUGCUUCAGUAGUGGGGGGGUGUGUGGUGUCCCCAGCUAUGGCUGUGGUGUGUCUGGUGUCACUUGGGCCAGCAAAGCGCAGGUUAAAGUGUCGUUCUACUUAGCAAAUGGCCUUUUCUCCCCCGAACACCCCCAUGUGUCCUACUCUGCAGUCACUAGCCUGCCUGUGUCUGUGCUCUCUGCUGCUGCCUUCCCAGCCAGGCUGUGCAGUGUUGGUGGCACUGAGAGGGAGCUGGUCUCCCACCUGAUGGAUGCAUCAAUGUUCCUGCCUUCCCUCAGCCUGCUUAUAGAUGGUGAGAGAUACACCCUGAGGCCAGGCUGGCUGGUCCCUGGAAGUACCACCACCACCUCUCCAGAUUUAAGGAACCAGAGGAUCUAGCUUGAGUAGAAUUGCACUUGAACCUUUUCUGGGAGCUGGGAUUGCUGCUCUGGGAAGCCCUGUACCCAAGUGGCAGUGCCAGCACCCUCCUCAUUCAGCCUUGCAGCUGCUGAGGAGCCUUCUCCAAGCACUGUCCCUGCUGCCAGGGGGUGGGCAGGAGCUCUGUGCUGCCUCCCUGCCCUUGGAAUUGAAGUGAUGCUGGGUGAGGAUCCUCGAGCUCUCUGCCCAGCCUGGUAUCCCAAGGGGAUGGGACAGGUUGCUGUGUGAAGAUGACAUGUUCCUCCUGGAGCUCCUUGUAGCACCGUGAGGUGUUUGCUCUGCCCUGUCCUGAUGGGUGCCAGUGUAGACUGUAGAAAAAAGGUGCAGAGCCUUGAAAACAGUUUGAACCAGCUACUCACUCCUGAAAAUAAAAACUAGGCCUAAAAAUAAUCUCUCUCAAGCUCUGCAGUGCUGGAGGGGGGUUGGCCAGUGCCUCCCUCCCUUGCUGAGUCUGACACUGGGGGAUGUGUAGAAACACUGUAGGAUGGGAAUGUGCAGCAUCAGGCACCAGUUCUUCCCUUCAGCCACUGCUGAGCCUGAAUGUGCCACUGGGCUGCUGCUGUCACCAGCUCAUGCCACAGCCCCAGCCCUGCCAGGCUGACAGCACAGGGAGCUGGGCUGCCUGGACACCUCCUGCUUCCACCUGACCAGGGGCUGCCUGUAGGUUCCCUCUCCCGUAUCCUGGGCAGUCAGGGGAGCCAGUCCUGGGGUGUCCAGCUGUGCUCAACAACCUUCAAAAGCACCCUGGGCUCAAAAUGAUUGUGUUGCCCCUCUGCCUCUCUUCCCAGCUGUUUUCUGAGGGAGUCCAGGAGUGCAGGGAGGUUCCCCAGCUGUGUCCCCCAGCUUGGGUUUCCUCUUUGCUCAGCACCUUAGGCCUGACAGCCACCCAGGUCUCUGUGCCAGUGUUGCAGCCAUAAGAGGGCUGGAUUGAGGCUGCCCUUCAGCCAGCUGGGGCAGGGCACAGGGCAGGGGACCCUGGGCUUGCACUGGAGCCCAGCCUGAGUGCUGGCUGUGGAUUGUUUCCUGCUGAGAUUCCCCUGGCUGGGAGCAAGGGGAAUGCCUGGGCUGUGUUCUCAUGACACUCUCCCUCCUCAGAUCCCUACCCAGACAUGACCUUCCCACAGGCACACUGAAUAUUCCUGGAGGAGAGCUGGAUUUUCAGCUUUGAGGAGCUUUCCUGGCUUUAAGUUGUCCAGUAAUGUUUCUGGACAAUUUGGAAAAGCAGAUUUCGCCGUGGCAGCUCAAUUAAACGCAUCAGUGCCAAACCAGCACCUUCUUAACAAAACCAGUCUGUUUCCAGCUUGUUUCCUGUGUAAUUGUUCUUUUGCAGUAUUUGAUGAAUGACUUUGUGCCUUGAUUCAAUAACUCAUCUGGGUGGCAAUGGCUAUAUCACUGUGUUAUGUGUUAGUGUGGUUUUUAACACUGAGACUGUUUGGUUUGGUUCUUUAACUUAUUGCAAAUUGUGCCGUACAGGACUUGCUCUAACCGGAAUGGUUUCAAUAAAUCCUCUUUUGCAUUGUUUGUAAA
Onychostruthus taczanowskii (white-rumped snowfinch) is the source of this 6736-nucleotide messenger RNA. It is a transcript of the gene FAM234A, whose product is annotated as family with sequence similarity 234 member A. The record is from RefSeq and is a predicted model, not a curated record. Bases 2648 to 4300 code for a protein of 550 amino acids. Gene Ontology annotation, molecular function: protein binding. The transcript has 13 exons. Lineage: Eukaryota; Metazoa; Chordata; Aves; Passeriformes; Passeridae.